Mytilinidion resinicola is the source of this 576-nucleotide messenger RNA. RefSeq lists its product as uncharacterized. The record is from RefSeq and is a predicted model, not a curated record. The transcript has a single exon. The coding region runs from base 1 to 576 and encodes 191 amino acids. NCBI's taxonomy places the organism in Eukaryota, Fungi, Ascomycota, Dothideomycetes, Mytilinidiales, Mytilinidiaceae.
AUGUCUCUCCCAUCAGCUCCCCUCGCCAACCCAUCUAUCUAUCCUUCUCCAAGCUUUGCCCCUGUGGGCCUUUCACGACUCUCUCACGCUCCCUCCAGCGACACACGCGCGUCACGCGUCGUGCUACCAGACCAGCCCGGCAACGUGCCACACUCCGAAGCGUCCGGUCCGACGUCCACAGCAAGCAUGGGUCAGCACGAUUUCUCCGAUGGCUUGCUGCAGUACAUGUCACGAGAAGUCGGUACCGAGGGGAGCGUGCGCGCCCUCGCCCCGCUUUCCGAGGUGCUCGAUUCGCUGCCGUCGAUCAGGGGCUGCAACCACCACUUUUUGUUCCGCGCCGCUUGGGCCCCCCUUAUCGCAUGCGGGCUGCGAGUGCCGGGCGCAUCCAGCCUUUGCUUGCUUCGGGAGGCCGAGGGGCCGUGCGUGUGCCUGGGCUCCGCAGACAACCCAGCGCCCAGCACGCCCGGGAUCUGCGGGCGGGCUGUUAUGGGGUGUGAUUGGCGGGUGAGGCUGGGAUUGACGACGUUGGGGCGGAACAUGGCGCGAGGAAGCGGUCGAGUAGGAUGGUGGGGAUGA